Molecule: messenger RNA, 2979 nt
Organism: Myripristis murdjan (pinecone soldierfish)
Lineage: Eukaryota; Metazoa; Chordata; Actinopteri; Holocentriformes; Holocentridae
Product: trichohyalin
Exons: 19
Coding region: 89-2521 (810 amino acids)
Source: RefSeq, a predicted model, not a curated record
UGCGGAUGACGAGGACACAGAUGAGGGACAUAACUGCUGGAGCGGGAGGUGUAGGUCUGAUGAGACAUCAGUGGCCGGGUUGGACAAGAUGAAGUCAGAUUGUCUAAAGAUGGAGAGACAGCUUUCUACCCUUCGAAAAAAAUGUGAAAAAGAGGAAGAGACACUAAAGUUGAAGAAAACACAUUUAAGUGAAGUUGAGCUCUCACUCUCUGAACUAAAAGGCAAAAAAAAGCAUGCUUUGCAAGAGCUGGAGUGUUUGAGUGCAGAGACAGCACAGAUGGAGAAGGAGAGGCGAAGUUUGGAAACCAGUUUGAAAGACAGAAAAGUGGAGAUGGACUCCAUUAGCUUUCAGCUGUGUAAGCUGCAGAGGCAGAGAGACUCCUGUCGGCAGGAGGUUCGGAUCGUGGAGGAAGAACUAGCAACUCAACGCAGAAUGGCUUUAGAGGACGGGGUCUGCAUGGAGAGGAAACAGACCAGUGUGGUUGUGUCAGUACUGGAGAGGGAGGAGAUGGAAAGACAGCUGGACAGUGCCAAAACAGAACUGUUUGCUGAACAGCGGCGUGCAAGAGACAAGCUAGACUCCAUGCAAGAAAAGCUGGAGGAGGCUCGUGAGGAACUGCAGCGGGUCACAGAGGAGGAGAGCUCACUGAGGCACAGAUGUGCUUGUCUGGAAGAGAAACAGAGACAGAGACAGGAGCAGAUGGAGGCUUUAGAUUGUCAAGUGAGUGAGCUCAAGGGUGAGCUGGGAGAAUGCACGAUAAAGGUGGGCUCCCUGGAAAAGAUUUUGGCCCAGAGGGAACUGCAGCUGCUGGUUUUACAGGAAGAACACAGUGCCCUGGAGACAGAAAGAGAUGCACUGCAGGGGGAGCUCCAAAACCUGAGGAAACAGCACGGCACUGCACUGAAAGAAGCCCAAGAGCAGGCCAAGAGAGUGAUGAUGGCAGAAUUAGAGCAGAAGAGCAAAGAGCUGGCUUUGGCUCAUGAACAACGGAUCCAGAUGGUUCAUAAGAAGGCUGAGGAGGAGAAAGCAAGUGCUUUGACAGAACAGGCAUUAUCUCUCAAAUGUCACAUUGAGUCCAUGCAGAGCUCCAUUAAGCUAAAACAGGAAGAAGCAAGGGAGCUAAGAGAAUCUCUUGAGCAGCAGUGGAAGAUGGCAAAGAAACGUGAAGAUAUGUUGCAUGCAGAUGCUUUGGAAAAGGUGCACAAAGCAAUAGUGGAGGAGAGAAGGAAGUGGGAGGCAGAGAAAUUGACAGCUGUGCAGGUGCAUUGUGGGAUACUGGAGGAGCAAAGCAGAAAGAGCUUGGAGAGAGUGAGGAGUGAGGUUGAGCAAGAGAAGAGGAAUGCACUGGCUCUUCAAAAUAAAGUGGUGGAACUGCACACAAGAGUGGAGGAGUUGGAGAGUGAAGCCUGUAUGCAGAAGAGAGAGCAGGAGUCUGUGCUGGCUGUGAUGUGCAAGUCUCUGAAGGAGGAGCACCAGGUUGAGCUGCAGAGAUUACACAAACACAUGGAACAGGAGAGUCAGCAGCAGGUUGUAAAGCUUGAACAGGCUGUUCAGCUGGCAGAGGAGGAGGCUGACAGCCUCCGGAAGUUGCUGGGUGAGAGUGGCAGUAGCCACAAGCAAGCCACAGCCAGGCUGGAGCAGCAGCUCAGGCACUGGGCCUGUGAGCUGGGGGCAGAGUGCCAGCAUCUCCGCCUCUUAUUGGAACUUAGUGGAGCCAGAGGAGCUACUGUGCAGCUCCCUCACAGUCCUACAAUGGCUGAAGCACUCCAAAAUCUGCAAACACUUAGAGAACAAUUAGAGCACAAGAUCAGACAUCUGAAGCAGGAGCUUGAUUCUCAGAAACAAACGCAUAAGCAGCUCAUUCAAGACAAAGAGCGAGAGCUGCACAUUCAGAGGGAACAGAUGGGGACAGAGAGAGACCAGGCUUUGGAUUUUCUAAAGGAGCGGCUCAUUAAGGAGCAUAUUGAGGAUUUAAGCAGUCUGAGCCGGGCCCAUAUUUGCGAGGGAGGGGAUGAGGGGAAAGGAGUUGCAGCAUCUCUUCGUAAGCAGCUGAAGGCCAAAGACCUGGAGCUGAGGCAGGUCCAGAGGAGCAUGAGUGAGUGGAAGGACCAGACAGCUGCCCGCCUGGCUCGCAAGUUUGAAGAGGAGCUGACAGCUGAGCUGGAGAGGAAGAUGUCAAAGUCACGAGAGGAUUUUCAGGAGAAGCCUGAGACUCCUGAAGGAGAAAUGACAGUUACUGCAAGGCAAUGUAAUGAUAGUGGAGCUCAGUAUUCAGUCUCCCAUCCGUCCUCCCAUGCUGCCUCCCCCGCCACCUCAGACAUGACCUCCUUCAAACUUCUGCGUCACCUCCAGAGCAGAGUCACGCAGCUCCGUGCUGAAAAUCAGGCUUACGCCUGCAGCCCCUCUCCCCUGAAGAGGAUCCCCUUUGAUUUGUCAGGGUCCUAUCUUGAAACAAUCACUCAAUCUCAAGACAGUGUGCAGAUUCAGAGCCACCCAUCAAUCAGGAUGGUCCCAAGUUAAAGAUACUGAACUUUGCCAGAUGAGUGUGAGUGUGUGUGUAUACAUGCAGGACAAAUAUGGAGUGCUAUAAAUCUGAAGCUCCAGCAUUUCAAGCAAUUUUUGUUGACCUUGGAGAUUAAUCAUCCACUGUACAAUAUGUACUCAGCCAUGUGAUACGAGAUUGACCAGCAGGUCACAGUGACAAAUGACACAACACAAAAUUUGGUCAUUAAGUUCACAUUCCUCUGUGCUGAGGCAGUCAAGUUUUAUGACUUGACCGUGUAAGUGAAUGAGUGAUGAAUGGGCUGACAUUUCAGUGGCGAUGAAAGAUCAUGUGAGUUACGCACGUCACCCAACAGCCUCAUAAAGUUGUCGGUUUUCCUGUGUGGGAAUCCCUUGUAUGUUAACAUUCAUGGUGUACACUUUUACAAAUUGUACAAUUAAGUAUUUUUAUGGUAUGUUUGAAGAAAAAUAUGGCA